CCAAUUCAGUUAUUAAAUUUAAACGAACGCGAGUAGUUGUUUAAAUUGAUUUUUUUAUAAAAAAAUAUGAAGUUUAAUUAUUAGUUGUAUUCAUGAUGUUAAUACUUAAAAGGAAUAUGUCAGUCACGUUGCUGCUUCUCUGCGUGGUCGGUUUGUCGUCUUCAAUACCCUUAAACGACGUCAGCUCUCGUGAAGAAUGUGGAUACGAGAGUUGCACGAAAGUGAAUCAAGAUGAACUUAACGUCCACAUCGUCCCCCACACGCACGACGACGUCGGCUGGCUGAAGACAGUGGACCAGUAUUACUACGGAAGUCGCAACAAUAUUCAAAAGGCUGGAGUGCAGUACAUCUUAGACUCUGUCAUUAAAGAGCUAUGGCAGGAUCCCAAGAGAAGAUUCAUCUACGUAGAGACGGCAUUCUUCUGGAUGUGGUGGGUACGCCAAAGUGACGAUGUACGACACAAAGUCCACACUCUGGUACGACAAGGUCGCCUGCAGUUUGUGGGGGGGGCGUGGAGUAUGAAUGAUGAAGCGGCAUCUCACUACCAAAGUACUAUUGAUCAAUUUACUUGGGGUUUGAAAAAGCUGAAUGAAACCUUCGGUCCUUGUGCGAUGCCACGCGUGGGAUGGCAGAUAGAUCCAUUCGGUCAUUCCCGUGAAUUCGCAUCCUUGCUGGCAGCGAUGGGAUAUGACGGUCUAUUUCUAGGUAGGAUAGACUACCAGGAUAAAAGAGCGAGGCUGAAGCAAAAACGUAUGGAAAUGCUGUGGAGGGGGGAUGAUGAUUUAGGUAAAUCCUCAGACAUUUUCACGGGUGCACUUUACAACACUUACUCCCCUCCACCGGGCUUCUGUUUCGACGUGCUCUGCGAUGACGAACCGAUUAUUGACGAUCCCAACUCGCCCAUGUUCAACGUCGAAACGAGGGUGACGUCAUUUAUUCGAAAAGUUCUUCAAAUGUCAACAGCAUAUAAAACAAGUAAUAUCCUAGUUACGAUGGGCGAUGAUUUCCAAUACCAGCAAGCAGGCAUGUGGUAUACGAAUCUAGACAAAUUAAUAAAGUACACGAAUAUGAAAUCGGCAAAAGACGGUUUAAAAAUUAAACUGUUUUAUUCGACACCGGAUUGCUAUUUGAAAGCAGUUAAAGAUUCCGAUCCGACUCUACCGACGAAGCAGGACGAUUUCUUUCCCUACGCGAGUGACCCCACAGCGUACUGGACGGGCUACUUCACCUCCCGACCCACAACUAAGUUCUUCGAGCGACAGGGAAAUGAUUACCUUCAGAUGUUAAAACAAUUACAAGUGUUGGGGGGUUUGGAGGAACACAACAGCUUCGUGCUUAACGAGUUGAAGAGUUCCAUGGGAGUUAUGCAACACCACGACGCGAUAACGGGCACGGAGAAGCAGCACGUCGCUCACGACUACGAGAGGCUCUUGGACGCGGCCGUGGAGGACGCCCUCAUCAUAGCGAGACAGGCUUUCAAUAAAAUUGCACAAAGGGAUGCCUUGAAGCAGCCGCUCUUCGGUUAUGACAGAUGUCGUUUUAAUGAGUCAAGUUGCCCCACGAGCGAAAACAGCAGACGGUUUGUGGUAACGAUAUACAAUCCUGUGGGGUGGAUAGUCAUGGAACCGAUACACGUGCCGGUCUUAGAUGGUGCCUAUGAAGUUUACGCGCCGAAUGGCGAAAAAAUAACAUCGCAAUUGGUCGACAUACCGGAGCCGGUGAAAAAUAUACCGACUAGAAAGUCGAAAGCGAGCCACGAACUAGUUUUCAUUGCUAAACUGCAUCCCCUCGGAGUGAAAUCGUUUUACGUCAAGAAGCUGUCGAAGAUAUCCAGAAGGGAUGUCGUUUAUACGAAUGAAUACUACGGCAACAUAAACGACUACUGGAAGAACUUACACGAUAACUUCGUCGAAAUACACAGCUUAAAUGACACUAAUGUAGACCAUGAGUUCAAACAGGAACAAAUACCUCUGCCAAUAGCGAAAGUCGACGCGAAAGUUAACAUAGAAAAAGAUAUCAACGCGGAUAUCUUAAAAGAUAAAGAUGAUAACGUCGACGUCGAGGAAUUGGAGAGAAUUAUAAAGGAAACGAAAACGGAGACGGCCGUUAAGGCGAGGAGUUUGGAUAAGAAGCUGAACUAUCCGAAUCUCAACGAAGAAGAACUUAGGAUGCUGGCUGAUGAAGCGAUGGUCGUCGAACGGGCUGAUGAAGAUUAUUUGGAGAAUGAGUACAUGAAGAUUCGCAUCGACAACACAGGCGUCACACACAUGAUCCUACCAGACAGAACGACCAACCUAAAGGUGCAGCUACACUACUGGACCGGUUGCUAUGGUAACAACACAAACACUCACGAACGCUCGUCCGGCGCUUACAUCUUCCGACCACAAACAACAGUACCUUACGCAAUGACGUACAGAAACAGCGGUACAGUCAAAGGCCCGAUCGUUCAAGAGUAUCGAGCUGAAACCAAAGAAAACGCAGCGAGCGUGCUCAGAAUUUACAACGGUUUGAAUUAUUUCGUUCAUGAUUUUGUUGUCGGUCCCAUACCGAUAGAAGACAAAGUCGGCAAGGAAUACGUCGUGAGAUACGACACUAAUGUCGUUAAUAAUGGUGAGUUCUACACCGAUUCCAAUGGAAGGCAGAUGCUGAAACGGAAGUUGAACGAGCGUCCGCAGUGGAACUUAACUCUCGAAGAACCGAUCGCCGGUAACUACUACCCGGUAACGAAUAAAAUAUCGAUACAAGACGAACAGACAAGAAUAUCGAUAUUGACGGAUCGAUCUGAAGGCGGGUCGUCUCUGGAAGAGGGGAGUAUUGAAUUGAUGCUUCAUCGGCGGCUGUUACACGACGACGCGUUCGGGGUUGGAGAAGCGUUAGACGAAGUUGCGGAAGGCAAGGGCCUAGUUAUGCGAGGGCACCAUAAGUUACUGAACAUCAACCCCAAAAACGCCAUAGAUGUGAUCGCCGAAAGAAAACUCGUCAUACAAACCAAUUUACAACCGAUAGUGUUCAUAUCGAGUGCCGAUAAUGUCGAUUUUGAUACUUGGAUGAAACUAGACAAUUGUUUCAAAGGUACGAAGGAACUGCCGGAUGGAUUGCAUUUAUUAACUCUAGAACCGUGGACGAGAGAUAGUUUACUGUUGAGAAUCGAGAAUUAUGUCGAUAAAUCGAAUAAUUCGACGAUAGAAAUCGAUUUAUCGGAAGUGUUUAAUAAUGUUAAGAUUAUAUCGAUUAAAGAGACAACACUAGCCGCUAAUCGGUGGGUGGAGGAUGUCGAAAAGUGGACUUGGAAAGUCGAGAAUGAGUUCUCUGAGAGUUUUAACUUGGAAUAUAAUAAUUUUGAUUCGGUACCCCGGGCCAGGGCUGAUGCUGGAGAAGCGACCGAUGAUCGUCUGAAGAUUCAAAUCAAAGCGAAACAAAUCAGGACUUUUAUCGCGAAAUAUAAAAUGGUCGAAUCGUAAUUCUAAAUCAAUUUUAGUGUAUGUACAUAUCAAUGAAAUAAAUAUAUUUUUAAUUAAAUAUGUUGU
Messenger RNA from Vanessa tameamea, 3527 nucleotides. RefSeq names its product lysosomal alpha-mannosidase-like. The coding region runs from base 93 to 3461 and encodes 1122 amino acids. Gene Ontology annotation, biological process: mannose metabolic process. The record is from RefSeq and is a predicted model, not a curated record. The transcript has 16 exons. Gene Ontology annotation, cellular component: lysosome. Lineage: Eukaryota; Metazoa; Arthropoda; Insecta; Lepidoptera; Nymphalidae. Gene Ontology annotation, molecular function: alpha-mannosidase activity; carbohydrate binding.